AUGUCAAAAACAAAAGAUGGCCACUCCGGUGAGAGCUACCAUCAGGAAUACAUCGCCUCUUUACGAUAUCGCAAUGACUUGCCGCCCCCCGAAAUGCCUCCCAAAUUCCUCGAGAUUCCCCACGAAGGGUUAGAGCGCUUUCUUACUCCGGGGUUUGCAUCAACUAUGGCGCGGCGUGAGGAGCCCAAUAUUGACGUAGAUGCGGAAGGUGGCAUGCCUAUUGAUUUAGUGGGCAUUCCGGGCCUGCAUUUAGGAGAUGAGAGCGCUAUUAUGGCACCUGAAAAUCCUCCCCCAAUCGAUCCCGCUGAUCUUCCCCUUCUUAUGACCCUCGACCAGCUCCGGAAUCCAGCUCCAAAGAAUGCAAACGUCAGUUUCCUGCGGCGCACGCAGUAUAUUGCUGCAGGCGCCGCGGGUCGUGGAGCGGACGGAAACCUCAAGGCAGUACCCUUUAUUACUCCCACCGCCGUGAAAUCAGCACCCCGUGCGAUGAAACCCACUAAACUCUCCCGUGAUGAUCCAAUACAUGUUAAAAAAUAUAUUCAAAAGGGAUUUGACAUCGCAUAUCCGGAAAGCAAACAUGAAGGUGAAGAUACAGCAAGCGGAAUCAAAGGCCUACUCGCUACAAAAGUAGAACUCGACGCCUGGGCAAACCCCACUCAUCCUGAUAAUCCAAAACUCAAACCAGUCGGAUUCUACCCCGUCAUUCCAGACCUGGGCGGUUUCCCUGACCCAGGCGGCUACGUGCAAUUCAAAUUUGACAAGGCGCCUGUCCAAGCAGCUCAGGGGCGACGUGAUGAGCGCAUGGAUGUCGGGAUUCUCGUCCCCUCUCUGCCCGAAGAGCGCGUCAGCAAAGAGCACGCAAGCAAAACUGCGCUUCACAAAGCAAACCCAUCUCUAUACCCGGACCCAGGCCCUAUCCCCUGGGAUUACGACCUCUUCCUCCCAGAGAAACAAGAAACGGCCCCACAAAUAAAAGCCAGUCUGAACGUUCUAAACCCGAACCGGAACGACGAAGAAAACUACACACAUGAAUCAUCCACCGGCACUGACGAAACUCUCAAACACCACCGCUACGACCGUAUCCGUACCUACGCCACCAGCUCACAAAACCUCCACCCAGAGCAGAAAUACAAAGACGUCGCACUGGUCCUGUUUGACCCAAUGGAGACAUCAAACCAAACAUCUGCCCUACCCUAUCGCCUCAAACAAAAGGCCGCCUACUACUAUCCUAUCCUUGGUAAGACGCGGCUGAAGCCCGAGCGCGCACGCACCAUCGCACAAGCAGGGUUGGCUCCGACACGCCCCAAAGCCAAGGAGGAGCAGGUGCAUCAGAUUCAAAUUGUUGUACGGGAUCCAGAUGAGGCGGAGGGGUAUAAGCGGGCCUCGCAUCGGGCGCAGGUUGAUUCGAAGUUUGCGAAGACCUUGCCACCGCCACCGGAAGACAAGAGACAGACGGAGAUGAAAGUGGAUGGAGAGAAGGAGGAGGUGUUGGCGGAGAGGCCGGCAGGCGUGAGAAGGGAGGAUGAAGGUGAGGAUGAAAUUGAGGAUAGGUAUAGAGAGACUGAUAGGGUUGAUGAGUCGGGUAAUAGUAAGGACAAAGAAGAGGGGAGGCAGAGUAGCAGCGAGGAUGAUGAGAUGGUUGAUUCGUGA
Molecule: messenger RNA, 1650 nt
Organism: Paracoccidioides lutzii Pb01
Exons: 2
Coding region: 1-1650 (549 amino acids)
Biological process (GO): transcription elongation by RNA polymerase II
Cellular component (GO): Cdc73/Paf1 complex
Molecular function (GO): RNA polymerase II complex binding; chromatin binding
Source: RefSeq, a predicted model, not a curated record